ACGGCUGACUGGUGUGUGCAGCGUCCAAUAGCUUAGGAGGACACUGUGUUCUCACUGGCUGCGAGAGCCGGAGGGAGGUGCGAGCCGGGUGUGAGGCGGGGUUUGAGUAUCAUGUAGCAUGCUAGAUUGAUUACUCUUGAAUGUUAAAGGGGAAGGAGGCUAGAGAUUUUUGUCUGUGAGUCGGGAGUGCCGCUCUACUCUUUGCCUGUUGUUGCCUGCUGCUGUGCUGGUCUUCUGUACCAUCUCACCCAGUUCUCUGUAUCCGGCCAGGGGUCAGCUCAAAGGCAAACAUAUGGGACACAGGCUAAAGCGAGGGAGAAGGGCUGGAGAGUCAAAGGAAAGAGAGGAGGUCAGCAAGUUGAGAGGACUUGCUAAAGAGAGAAAACAGGAGAUACAGGGGCUGUGUGUCUAGCCAAGUAGAAGAUGUCCUCAGAUGGCUUUGGAGCCGGGAGCAGCGAUGCCCAACAAACCUUGCAGUCCUUCUGGCCUCGCGUCAUGGAGGAGAUCAGGAACUUGACUAUGAAGGAUUUCCGUGUGCAGGAGUUGCCUCUAGCUCGAAUCAAGAAAAUCAUGAAGUUGGAUGAGGAUGUAAAGAUGAUCAGUGCGGAGGCUCCGGUCCUGUUUGCCAAAGCGGCUCAGAUCUUCAUCACAGAGCUCACCCUCAGAGCGUGGAUCCACACCGAGGACAACAAGAGGCGCACACUGCAGAGGAACGACAUCGCCAUGGCGAUAACAAAGUUCGACCAGUUCGACUUCCUGAUCGACAUCGUGCCCCGGGACGACCUGAAGCCACCGAAACGACAGGAGGAGAUGCGUCAGACGGUAGCUCCAGCAGAGCCGGUGCAGUACUACUUCACUCUGGCCCAGCAGCCUGGAGCCGUGCAGGUGCAGGGCGCACAACAGGGCCAGCAAACCGCCACACAGACAGCCGCCACCAUCCAGCCCGGACAGAUCAUCAUCGCACAGCCACAGCAAGGACAGAUGUUGCAAGGUGCCACCAUGCAGCAGUUACAGCAAGUGCAGGUGCAAUCACAGGGCACACCCAUCACGAGUGCACCCGUCGCCAUGCAAGUGGGUGAGGGUCAGCAGGUGCAGAUCGUCCAGGCUGCGGCCCAGGGUCAAGCUCAGACGGCUCAAGCCCAAGGCCAGACUAUGCAGGUCAUGCAGCAGAUCAUCACCAACACAGGAGAGAUCCAGCAAAUCCCGGUGCAGCUAAAUACAGGCCAGCUACAAUACAUCCGUCUAGCACAGCCGGUCUCUGGAGCGCAGGUGGUGCAAGGGCAGAUUCAGACUCUUGCAAACACCCAGCAGAUCACGCAGACAGAGGUCCAGCAAGGACAACAGCAGUUCAACCAGUUUACUGAUGGACAGCAGUUGUAUCAGAUACAGCAGGUGACGAUGCCAGCAGGACAGGAGCUGACUCAACCAAUGUUCAUCCAGUCCACCAACCAGGCAGGUGACACUCAGGUCACGCAGGUCACCACUGACUGAGCCCGAACCAAGAACCUUCCUCCACACACACACACACACACACACAACACGCACACCAGCCCAUGUGAUGCAGACAGAUGCUGUCGACUAAGGACGCUUGAAAAUGAGGGACCUGAGAUCUUGUAACACUUAUUGUUUGUAAUAAAUUUAGUACACUGCAUCAAAAACCAAAGGGACUCUGAUCAACUCUUUCACAACCAGAUGUGAUACUGCAACCAUGUUUAAACAUAAUAAACUUUUUUUUUUUUUGUACUUCUGUCACAUGGAGAAAAUGUGCAUCAGCUUCCACGGCCCCUGGCAAGUCUUUCCACGGACAAACUCUGUUCUUUCUGUCAUCACAUGUCUAAUAUUUACACAUUUUGAAAACAUGUUUUAUUCCUGGCACCGUUUUUGUUCUCCUCAUUUGGAAGUGAACUGAGAAAGUGUCCAUCUUUGUCAACACAACCUGCUCGGGGCAGAUCUGUGUUUGAAGCCGGCCACGGGAUUGUUCUCCUCCUGGUUUUGUUCUUCAGUGAAUGCCCUCUUCAUUGUUUGUCAAGGAUGUUGUUUGAUGGAUGAAAUGAAACCACAUACCUCAGAUAACCCAUUUUUUUUUUCCCAGCAAGGUUGAUCUAUAGGAUCUGGAGAAGAGAUCUAAGGUUCAGUGAUAAUUUCAUGUAGUUUCUCUGUUGUGUUGUUUUUCCCACAUUGAUGAUGAAGCAUGACUUUGUGUUGUAAGGGCUUCAAGCUGUAUAGGUUAACUGUGUGUGCUCGUGUUGAAGCACCCACGCCCGUCUUCACUCUUCCAUUUUGAACCUUUCAUUCAUUCUUUCCUCAUCCCUCCGUCUGUAGAGCAGUGAGUCUCUGCCAGUUUCAGUCUUGUGCCCCGGUUUAAGUCUCAUGUAAAAACACAUGACUCCAUCUGGAGCAAAAAAAAAAACAACAAAACAAAAAAAAACAACCCUUUUUAUAGAGCUCUUUUUUCAGUACAAGUGCUUCUGUUUUGAAAUGAUGUUUGGGCUCAUAUCUUUCCCAUCAUUUUUCUUUUUGUACAGUAAUGAAUAUUAUCAAUGUUCUUAUUAUUAUUGUUUUUGCAUGUAGUUCAAAUUGCCAGCAUGACAUGCAAUAGGUACAAUUUUAUUUUUGACAUUCUUUUUUGUAAACAAACUUUGUGAGAAAAAUUAAAAACCAUAACUUGUCUAAGA
Mugil cephalus (flathead mullet) is the source of this 2675-nucleotide messenger RNA. RefSeq names its product nuclear transcription factor Y, gamma (gene nfyc). Gene Ontology annotation, biological process: regulation of DNA-templated transcription. The transcript has 11 exons. NCBI's taxonomy places the organism in Eukaryota, Metazoa, Chordata, Actinopteri, Mugiliformes, Mugilidae. The record is from RefSeq and is a predicted model, not a curated record. Gene Ontology annotation, molecular function: DNA binding; protein heterodimerization activity; DNA-binding transcription activator activity, RNA polymerase II-specific. Bases 424 to 1491 code for a protein of 355 amino acids. Gene Ontology annotation, cellular component: CCAAT-binding factor complex; nucleus.